Messenger RNA from Schistosoma guineensis, 3882 nucleotides. NCBI's taxonomy places the organism in Eukaryota, Metazoa, Platyhelminthes, Trematoda, Strigeidida, Schistosomatidae. The record is from the annotation of a GenBank genome assembly.
GCACUUUUACGGUUCGAAGGUCGUGUGCAUUUAUGUGCAAUGCCCGUGUUGAGCCCUCUCGAGUUUCGUGAUUGUGUUGUGGACAGCCCGAAUUUCCGAAAGGCUUUGUCAGACCAUGAGGCAGACUUAAAAAUCGCAAACAAGAAAGUCAAAAGUGUUUUAGUGAACACAAGAAGAGUUUUCGAAGCUAUGGAAUCAUUAAAUCAAGCGCUCAUUGAUUAUGCUGAAUCAUUGAAUGAUUUUUCAGAGUACGCUCAUCAGUCAACUUGUUUAUCCCAAACAGAAAACGAAGUUUGUGAAACCGAUGAUGAUAUUAUAAUUAAAAAUGCCUUGUCAGUUUAUGCAACUAUAAUUACAAAUGUUGAAGAGGCUAGGCGUACUAUGAUUCAACCCAAUAAAGAGCUGGUCUUAACUGAACUAUCGGAAUUACGUUCUCUAUGGUUGGGUGGUCAAAAUACUAAUGUAAAAGCAUUUCAAAAAGAAACUAAAAACUUUUGUCAAUACCUUGAAAAAUACGCAUCAAUUAAAUCAAAAGAGUUUACAGAAGAUAAUGAUGCAAAAAUGCUUCAAGAACGUAAAAAUUAUAUUGCAAAAGCAUUUGAAUAUAUCAGCAAUAUAAAUGAAGCGCAUGAAUUGAAAAAAUCCAAAUUUGUUCAAACAGUAAGUUUGAUCAUGAGAAUGCUGUCAAAUUUCUAUUAUCAAGCUUUCGAACAAUUCAAAGAUUCAUCACAUCAAAUUAGUCAGAUACUUCAAGCUGCACAGCGUUCUAGUGAAAAUUAUGAACAAAUUAGUUUAGAGAGUAAAACACUAACAGAAAAACUACUCAAUACACCAUGGGAACAAAUACAAUCUACAAAUUUAGCUGAUACACGUGAAGGUUAUGUAUUUGUUGCUACAAAAAAAGCUGUUAUGACAAUUUGGACAAAAAAUUUCUGUACAUAUAAUCGUAAUAGUAAAAUAUUAAAGCUUACACCCUAUACUCAAUAUCAAGACAAUGAUAAUAAUACCGAAAUAUUGAAUGUCAUCUCGUGUAGAAGACGAUCAAAUGAUUCCAUUGAUAGACGUUGGUGUUUUGAUAUUGAAGUAUCAAGAAGAUCUACUCCACUUACUUUACAAGCACAAUGCUUGGAUGAUCUUCAUGAAUGGCUUCUUGUAAUGGAUGGAAAAGAGCCAAUUUAUGAAGAUAGACGUGUUUGCCUCCAUGAAUCAGAUAAUAUUCAAUUAAACGACAAAAGUUAUGAAUUUCUACUCAAUUUAAUUCAUGCGAUUGAAAAAAAUGGUAUUCAAGUUGAAGGAAUCUAUAGAACAUGUGGGGUGAAAUCUAAAGUUGCCAGUCUGAUUAAACAAGCUCUAUCUCCAUCAGGAAUAUCCAAGACGACUUUGUCAAAUUAUGAAUUAUGCGUUUUAACUGGCGCAUUAAAAAGUUUUAUUCGACAAUUAGAAACUCCAAUUAUGACAUUUCAAUUACAUGAUUCUUUCAUGUCUGCAAUGAAACGAGAUAAUGCUUAUCGAUUAACAGAGCUUAGUGCAUUAUUAAAAUUGUUACCACCAGAAAAUCAACGUACUUUAGACUUACUGAUUAGGCAUUUAUCAAGCGUUGCUGCCUACAGUCAAUUGAAUCACAUGAGCCCAAGUAAUCUAGGCAUUGUAUUCGCACCAUCAUUGUUUCGUUCACGUGAAGAAUCUGUCGCUGCGAUUAUGUCCACAAAAUUUGCUUCAACUGCUGUCGAAUUAAUGAUUAUUAAUUAUUCAAGUUUAUUUCCAAUACAUUCAUCGAAUAUUCUUCGACCAAUACCUCAGUUAUCCUUACCAUUAUCUACUACCCCACUUGUUAUGGAUGAUAGAAAUGGAACUAUAAGCGAAAUUAACAAUACCACUCAUAAUUCUAUCAGUGAUAUAUUUGAUAGUAAUAAUACUCCUACUAAUAUGGGAAAAUAUAACCAUAUUAAGAAUGGUGAAAACUCUGUAGAACCAGUGUAUACUACACCGGUUAUUGGCUAUCCUUUUCAAUUAACCAUUUAUCCUUUUUAUACACCGUAUAGAUUCAAUAUUGGAUCGGUAGGUUUAAGUUUUAUUAGUAGUAUAUGGUAUACAAGAAGCAAAAAGUUUUUUUCUCUGCUUCUUUCAUUAUUCUUUUUUCUAUUUGCACUUUUGCUGAAUGCUUUUUGAUUGCUAGCGAUUUUUCGCAUGUUUGCUGAUCUGGAUAUACACACACACAAGUUAAAGAGUUUUCUUUAUGGCAAAGCAUAAGAUCACUGUGCGUGUGUGUGUGAUGAUAGUUUCUAUCCCUAUCUGGGAUCACUGUGGGAAAAAAUUACGCUAGAGAUAAUUUUGUACGGAACGGAUGUUUCAUUUUUUAAGCUUGAAAGUAUCCACCCUUUGUGUGGCUUUUUAAAGCUGAUAAGAGAAGAGCUCAGAGUUUUACUACAAGAAGAAUAAAGUCUUCCGACGUUGUCUAUCCGAUAAACGCAUGAGUUAAACUACCAAGCUUAGCUUCUUAUGUUGAUGAAUAAUUGCUAUGGUUUCAGUCACUCAUUGCAUUGAGUCUGUUUUAUCACAGUCGCCUGUAUUUGCAAUAGUUAGGAUUUCUAGUUUUUGUCAUCUGUCUAAUAAGUAUUAAAAUUGAGAUUCUGAAAUUUUCGUUUUAACAUAAUUUAGGGUGAUUUGAUCACCACGUUAGAUCACGUUUCCUAUUUACCAAACUUGCUCCACUCCAGUUUUAUUUUAUUUUCAAAUGUGGAAUGGCUAUGUAAAGGGUCUACAUUGUUCUUCGAUCCGAUCCAGCCACUGAUGCACACUCCAGCGCUUAUACAAUCAGCUACACUCAGAGAGGAAAGUAGAAACUGUGUAUGUAUCCUUUAUUUCACCAAAAGCUAAAUAAUCAUUCUUACGACUGGUAUGUGUAUAUAAGUUGUGAGAGUGACUCAGACAGGGACAUGUGAAUUAUAGAUUUAAGUAGAUGAGUAAGCUACUUACAGUAACUGUUGGGGUGAUCCAGAAAACUUCUCGCAAAAUACAAGAAAGGCUCAGGAAACAGUAAGAAGCAUUUUAUCCAAUCAGCGUCCACUAGAAAUGUAGCCAGAAACAUUAAGAAAGUGAGAAGUCACAUGUGAAGUUUCUGAUUAACUGAUUAUUAUCCUGCUACUAUGUUUAGUAGCAUUGUAGAAUUUUAGGGAAACGCAAGGACAUCUAAAAUACUAUGAAAACCUUAUAUUUUCUGUACUAAAAAGAACCUUUGGAGUAAAGUGCUUCUCGCAUAUUUUGCGCCUUUUCUCUCGUGUUCAGGUCGCUGUGUAGUUCUAGCUUAGUGGUUACGAAAAUAGCUUAGGACCCGAAUAUAGCGUUGAAUUAGCAAGACUUACGAGUAACCUCCUUGCCCACACUUUCACCAUAACCCCCAUGUAGUCUUGAAACCACGUGAUACGUUUGAGAUUGUUCGGAAAAUUGCAACGCCAUUAAAAAUUGAAAACGAUAAAACGACAAAUUAACUGUAGACUGUAAUUUUCGGAAAUUCCAAAGGAUGUGUUGUACACUGAAAAUGGAGAUAUAAUACAUGUAUCGCCACAUCUAAGGGGGCGCAUAUUUUGAAGGCAAUACGUUUGAAAUACUCUAUAUUUUGAGAAGUGAGGUUUUUCGUGAUCUUGGUUCAUCCGGUUCAUUGGACAGAUCACAAAUUAUUCAAUGAUAUUACUUGAUAGUUAACUAUAUUCUAUCUGUUAUUCUGUUUCAAUGUUUUAUUGCUUAAAACCAUUUGUGCUUAUGCGUUUGUAAAUGUGUGUGUGUGUGUUCUUGCACUAUGCUGUUGAUCUCUGCUUUUAUACCGCUUCAUUAAUUAACAUUUUGCAUGCGUAUUUUUAAAAAUUGUUUCUGUGACUGAACUGA